This is a messenger RNA of Thamnophis sirtalis, 5441 nucleotides long. RefSeq names its product heterogeneous nuclear ribonucleoprotein H3 (gene HNRNPH3). Lineage: Eukaryota; Metazoa; Chordata; Lepidosauria; Squamata; Natricidae. Gene Ontology annotation, molecular function: RNA binding. The record is from RefSeq and is a predicted model, not a curated record.
UUUUUUUUUUACUCUGGCCCCCACCAUUGGCUUGUUCCCAACAGAUUGUUCCAGAGGAAUUGCAAUCUUCAACAGGAAAACAACUCUUCAUUCCACAUAAAUAGAAUUUAACUCUGAUGUUCUAAUUCUCAUUUUUUAUAUUAAGAAAAAUAUGAAUGAAUUAGAAAUGUAUUUAUUUUAGUGUGCCUAAAAUUCAUGUGUGUAUUGUGGGGAUAGUUUUAAAAAAUGAUUUCUUCCAGAUUUCUUAAGUAGCUUAUUGUGCUAGCCAUUUUUAUUUCUAUUUUGUUCAAUAUAUUUCUAAUUAAUUUUCUGAAACAAUUGGGUUUUUGAACAUGUUGUAAAUGUACAUUGUUAAUUAAAUACAAUAAAGGUAUUAGCCCCAAAGAGAUUAAACCUAUAUAGCAGGAAAGAGGGAGUGACUUUCUUUGAUGCUGCAGUUCUAUAUUAAUUGUGAAAAAUGUCUUAAUUGGAGUAUGAGACUGUGUACAAUAUAUCAAUAACUCAUGGUUUUAUUGAAAAGAACUAGUAAAAACACAGUGAAGGAAAAUAUCAUUAUCCCAUGCCCAGGACUGGAGUAGAGUGUUCUGCUACCCUCCAGAAUGAAACUUCAUACUGAUUUCAGAUUUUCUUAAUUGGUUGGUGGAAUAGAACAGUUUAAUUUGGGUGAUCUGAAAUAGGGGUUUUUUGUUUGUAGAAUAAUUACAAUUCUUUCAAAGAAGUAUGCUUGUUAAAUUCUGUAUGUAAGAUACUUUUUUACCAUACAAUUCAAUUUUUUCAAGUGCUUUUAAAUAUUUUUCCUUUAUUUAUUACAGUCUUUUAAAAGAAAGUCUACAUCUAUGGGUCAUGUAAAAAGAAUCUAGGUUCCUUAUUCUGAUAAAUAAUGGACAUGUUUUUAUUACAGAAGAUACUAUAUUGAAAACCUACAAAGCUGGUCUAAGAAUACAGAAUACAUUGCAUUAUCCCAAAGUUCUAUUAACGUUCCAGUGAAAGUCUCUUAAGAACUACUAAUAAUGUGUUCAACCUCCAUUUGCAGAGUUAAAGGUUCUAUUAAUGAUAAACCAUAGGAAAAUAAGGAAUGUACUAUUAUCUUCUACAUUAUGAACUGGAAACAUGUUGAUUGUUAAACAAUAUCAAGCCAUAGCUCUACCUAAGAUUCUAUUCUCUAGUUGGUUUAAAACUAUUCUCGCUAUUCUUUCCAAGCUUUGUAUUGUAAUGGAAAUGGGAGAUGGGUAUAAGGAAGAGGAAGUAUGCAGGAGUCAUGUUGCGGUAAAAACACCUAUGCUUUCUAUAAAAAGUACCUGGGGGGGAAAUUGUUGAUUUCAAAUCUCUGAGCUAAGAUUUGAAUUUAUUUUUGAGUGUGUAAACUGCCUGGAACAAAGCCCAGCCUAAGAAUCACUCUGCAUAUGUGUUGAAAUGUGACUUUUGUUUUUGUUGAGAAGAUGCUCACUUUCAGGAAGAGAACAUGAGACCAGCCUCUGGAAUACUACAUGCAUCAUAAUAUGCAUUUUCAUGAGCUCUGCACUACUAUGCACUACAUAAUGACUAAUACUUUCAGAAGAGAUGGAGAUCCACAAUUUCCUCCUGGCAUUCCCAGUGGCAUUUGCUCCUCCAAGUUUCCCCCUUCUUUGACCAUUCCUGGCUGUUCUAAAUGGUUCGGCUUAUCAAGUUCUUUAGACAUAAUGUUUUAGAAUGCAUUUUGCUCUGAUGGUGAAGCUUCCAUUCAUGCUGAACAAAUGGAAAACUUUCAACGCUUUAUGACACAGUUUUAGUUGAACUUAAAAGAUAUUGAGGACAAAAAUUGGUGCAGUUGGCUUAGGAUGUAUGGGCUGCUGGGAGAGACUUGUUAAUCAUGGCCUCCAUAGAGCUUUGGUGAAAAGAUAAACCAGGUAAUGAGUUUAUAAACCAAGGUUUGGUAACUUUUUACUAGCUGUGGUUGUGCUUGGGUGUUUUUUUUUUCCAAGGACAUGUGCUGUGACAAUAUAAUAAGAUUUUUUAGCUUGCUGCCACCUCAGCUUCGGGCAUUUUAGAAGAAAUUAAACAUAGGAGCUGUUUGCGAUAAGGUAAGGUGAGAGACCAUUGUAGGGAGUCUUAAAGAGGCAUUUGUAGUAAAGUCUCUGGUAAAAAGUAAUUUUUCCAUUGUGAACUUUCUAAGUAGUAGAAAUGAAAGUAGCACUGUCAUCUAUUUUGUUCAUAAACCAUUGCACUAGAGAACAGUAAAACUGAUAUGGGUGAGAUUGGUAUCUUUGGAUGCUAAUUGCUGUCUUCUUAAACAUUGUGUUCCAUUUAUAAAAUGGGAACAGACAACUCCAGUCAGAAAGUCUAUUAAAAAAAUUCCCUAAGAGUUCUCCAUUAGAAUUUAAAAUCUUUCUGGAAGUUUUGGUUGAAAUCUGAGAACGUUUCUAAAGAGUCUCCUUUGUUAUCUAAAGCUAAACAGUCUCCAAGCUUUAUAAUCUGGAAAUACCUGAUAAUAUGUGUUACUUUAGUAUGAUGGCUUUAGAAGCUAUGGCCAGUCAUGGAGACUUUAGUUUCAAAAUGUAAGCUGGUGAGACUGGCAUUCCACUUAAGCUUUAACAGUUACCUCAAAGUAAAAAUCAGUGCUUAACUCUAGCAUUUUGCUUUCCAGUGUGUUUGGAUGGGUGGAAUUGAUAUUUUAAAGAAGUAUAAAAAUAUUGAGAUGUGCUGUGGAACUUGAUAGAUGCAAAGGGAACCCAGGACAUAGAACUUUAAUACACUGGUCAAAUUUUCCCCUUCUCCAAGAAUCUGAGGGAUUAACAUGAGUAAUACAAAUGAGGCCCAAAGAAUCAGACUUUAGCAGGCUCUACAAAAUCUGCCAGGAAGCGAGAGUAUUAUGAACUACAUGUACUACUAUCUUUUGCUUCUUUCUUAUUGUCGUUACGUCUUAUGCUUUGUAUUGCUGUGAGAUACUUUUUCCACAAGAAAAUUCACUUCACUGGCAAUUUUUAUGAAAUGUUUUUAGUAUGUGUACCAUAUCCAUUUUUGUGAAAUCCCCCCUGCCUAAAUGUGUGUGCUGAGAAUAUCAUUUUCUUUCUGAUAUCUCUAGCCCACCUUAGCAAGAUCUAAAGCACAAACUAUUCUGAGCAGAAUAUUUUUCCCAUUAUAAUUUUUCUUUUAACGUUUCUUUUAACCUACUGUUUCCUGCAGUUGUAGGUGGAGCUUUAACUCAAAGUAAAUCGUUCUACCCCACCAACCAACAUUUCAUAAAUAAAAUUGUAAAGACAGUAUUUGUAGAUAUUUUAUUAUGGGAAUUGCAGUCCAAAAUAUUUGGAGGGACUACUUUGGGUAAAAUUAAAGUGGAAGGAUGCUAGUCUAAUUGUAGUGGAAGAAAUGUCUGCAGGUAUGUGAAUUGUAUUUUGAAUUUGCUAGCUAUUGUAUCAUUAAAUGUACUUCCUGGUUCUCUCAACUUGUGCAGUUUUUACAUUGUAUGUACACACUAUGCAUAGACAUACUCCCAUACAGACUACUAUUACUUUACAUUUGCACCUUAAAAUUUCAAUGAAUUUUUUUUAAAAAACCAUGAACCUUGCUUUUCUAUUUUGCUGGUGUUUUAUGUUGCUGGGAUAAUGCAGCCUCUUGUGCACACACCCAAAUUCAUUUCCCUCCCCCUGUUAGCUUAAUGUUCUCUUUCCCUGUCACCCUCUGCCCCCAGAAUUAGUUGUUUGACUGUCUUUCCAUUUAUUUAAUUGUGAGCUUCUAGUCCUGAGCCCUAUAGGACUGCUGCCUUGGCCCUUGUAGCUGGCAUUGGAAUGAACACCCAUGAGAUUUGUUUGCAGGUUGAGAAGCAUGCAUUUAUUUCAUAUGUAUUUUUAGGAAACAAUUUGCUGGGGCUUCGCUGGCCUGCAGUAGUAUGAAUUUAAAAAGAGUGCCCUUUGCAGUGAUUGAAUGUGUAUUGGGCAAAUGUGAGAGGGAGGAAGUAAGUAUUCAGUAGUAGAAUUUGUCUUCAUAGAUUAGAUGCCUAUCAGUCGAGGUCUUGAGAAUAGCUAUGUGGCAGGUUGCAUGAGCAGGUCAUGCUAGUUCCGUAUGAGUUCAAGACAAUGGCAGUUGUAAAUUAUCACAGCAUUAUACUCUGAGCAGUUGUUGCAUUUUUAAAAAAAGUUCAAGAUGUUUCUAAUGUAUACAGUCCUGCUUAGGAAGGGGUUGGGGGGGUGAAUCGUCAUUCUCAAAUGCUAAAUUUGCUGUUUAUGUUUUUUAUGGUGUUUGAUUUUAAACAGCAAAAUGGACUGGGCUGGGAAACAUAAUGGUCCAAAUGAUUCAUCUAGUGAUGGAACAGUACGAUUGCGUGGUCUGCCAUUUGGCUGCAGCAAGGAGGAGAUCGUUCAGUUCUUUCAAGGGUUGGAAAUCGUGCCAAAUGGGAUAACAUUGACGCUGGACUACCAGGGGAGAAGCACAGGGGAGGCCUUCGUGCAGUUUGCUUCAAAGGAGAUAGCAGAAAAAGCUCUGGGGAAACACAAGGAAAGAAUAGGGCACAGAUAUAUUGAAAUCUUCAAAAGUAGUAGGAGUGAAAUCCGAGGAUUCUAUGAUCCACCCCGAAGAAUGAUGGGACAGCGACCCGGACCAUAUGAUAGACCAAUGGGAGGAAGAGGGGGUUAUUAUGGAGCUGGGCGUGGAAGAUAUGGUGGCUUUGAUGAGUAUGGUGGCUAUAACAAUUAUGCCUAUGGAAAUGAUGGCUAUGAUGACAGAAUGAGAGAUGGGAGAGGAAUGGGAGGCCAUGGCUAUGGCGGAGCAGGAGAUGCAAGUUCAGGUUUCCAGGGUGGUCAUUUUGUUCACAUGAGAGGUUUGCCUUUUCGAGCCACAGAAAAUGAUAUUGCUAAUUUUUUCUCACCACUGACUCCUAUAAGGGUUCAUAUUGACAUUGGAGCAGAUGGAAGAGCAACUGGAGAGGCUGAUGUGGAAUUUAUGACACAUGAAGAUGCAGUGGCUGCCAUGUCUAAAGAUAAAAACCAUAUGCAGCAUCGAUACAUCGAGCUAUUCCUCAAUUCAACUGCUGGAGGCGGUUCUGGAAUGGGUGGCUAUGGUAGAGAUGCCAUGGAGCAAGGUGGCUAUGGUUCCGUUGGAAGAAUGGGAAUGGGCAGCAGUUACACUGGAGGAUAUGGUACUCCUGAUGGAUUGGGUGGCUAUGGUCGUGGCAGCGGAAAUAGUGGUGGAUAUUACGGGCAAGGCAACAUGGGAGGAGGUGGCUGGCGUGGAAUGUAUUGAAGAGUGUCAUUGUGUCUCCAAAGCGUGUUGGAAAGAAACAGUACUUGGUCUACUAGGCUUUCUUACAAAACUUAAAAAUUUCUUUUGUAUUGAAAACUUUAUAAUGACUGAAGGAAUGUGUUUUCCCAUUAUUUGGUAAGCAUCAGAUUGUGAUGGGGAAAUCUGUUUUCUGUAGGUUUUAUUUGUUGCAUACUCUGACUUUAAAUAAAUUUUUUAUAUUCAAACCA